Molecule: messenger RNA, 2698 nt
Organism: Odocoileus virginianus texanus
Lineage: Eukaryota; Metazoa; Chordata; Mammalia; Artiodactyla; Cervidae
Gene: METTL16
Product: methyltransferase 16, RNA N6-adenosine
Biological process (GO): rRNA base methylation
Cellular component (GO): nucleus
Molecular function (GO): 23S rRNA (adenine(1618)-N(6))-methyltransferase activity
Source: RefSeq, a predicted model, not a curated record
CAGGAUGUCUGGCUCUACAAACUGCUGCAGAUCUCGCGAGAAUUACUUGUCCAAUCAUGAAACUUAAUGGAGGCCCAAGAUGGCGGCGCACUGGGAGCGUAACAUCUGCGUUUCUAGGGUCUUCGCGCAGCGGGUGGUUAAGACUCUGGGGUUGUAGAGGUCCACACUAUACUAAUCGUCUGGCAGGAACUUUGACUUCAGAGAUGGCUCUGAGUAAAUCAAUGCAUGCAAGAAAUAGAUACAAGGACAAACCUCCUGACUUUGCAUAUCUGGCAACAAAAUAUCCAGAUUUUAAGCAACAUGUUCAGAUAAAUCUGAAUGGAAGAGUGAGUCUUAAUUUUAAAGACCCCGAAGCAGUCAGAGCUCUGACUUGUACUCUGCUAAGGGAAGAUUUUGGACUUUCUAUUGAUAUUCCGCUGGAGAGACUGAUUCCUACAGUUCCCUUGAGACUCAACUAUAUUCACUGGGUAGAAGAUCUGAUCGGUCAUCAGAACUCUGACAAAAAUACCCUCCGAAGAGGAAUUGACAUAGGUACUGGGGCAUCCUGCAUCUAUCCUUUACUUGGAACAACCUUAAACGGCUGGUAUUUCCUUGCAACAGAAGUAGAUGAUAUGUGCUUCAACUACGCAAAGAAGAAUGUGGAGCAGAAUAACUUAUCUGAUCUUAUAAAAGUGGUUAAAGUACCACAGAAGACACUCCUGAUGGAUGCUCUUAAAGAAGAAUCAGAGAUAAUUUAUGACUUUUGCAUGUGCAACCCUCCCUUUUUUGCCAAUCAGUUGGAAGCCAAGGGAGUAAAUUCUCGAAAUCCUCGAAGACCCCCACCCAGUUCUGUAAAUACAGGAGGAAUCACAGAGAUCAUGGCAGAAGGAGGUGAAUUAGAGUUUGUUAAAAGAAUCAUCCAUGACAGUUUACAGCUUAAAAAAAGAUUAAGAUGGUAUAGCUGCAUGCUGGGAAAGAAAUGCAGCCUGGCUCCUCUGAAGGAAGAACUUCGCAUACAAGGGGUUCCUAAAGUCACCUAUACUGAAUUCUGCCAGGGUCGGACAAUGAGAUGGGCUUUGGCUUGGAGUUUUUAUGAUGAUGUAACAGUACCAUCACCACCCAGUAAGCGAAGAAAACUAGAGAAGCCAAGGAAGCCCAUUACGUUUGUAGUCCUGGGGUCUGUGAUGAAAGAACUAGCCCUCAAAGCGUCAUCUCUGGGCCCUGAGACAGUGGAAGGCAUUGUGGUUGUGACAACAUGGAUUGAAAAAAUCCUCACCGAUCUGAAGGUCCAGCAUAAACGAGUUCCCUGUGGAAAGGAGGAAAUCAGCCUUUUCCUAACGGCCAUAGAAAACUCCUGGAUUCACUUAAGGAGGAAGAAAAGAGACCGAGUGAGACAACUGAGAGAAGUGCCUCUAGCUCCCAAGAACGUGAUCGAAGCCCUGGAAGAGAAAAAGUCUCCCCCCAAAGAGCCUGGCAGUAGCCAGGAUGUGGCCCAGGGCCCCCAGGAGAGUGCCCUGGGGGGGCCUGCUCCACCGGAAGGCGAGUCUGCCACUGUGGGGGGCCAUGGCCCCAACCAGGACGUGCUUUCCCAGGAGGAAAACCCAGAACCCACGGAGGAUGAAAGGAGUGAGGAAAAGGGGGACAUGGAGGUUCUGGAAGGUUGUAAAGGCUCUAGUAAUGGAGCCCAGGACCACGAGGCUCCUGAGCCCUUCAGCAGCCCAGUGUCUGAAAAAGGGAACCAUCUCCAAGGAGUGGAUGGACGUUACUUAUUCAAGUGUCUGAUAAACGUUAAGAAGGAAGUAGAUGAUGCGUUAGUUGAAAUGCACUGGGUUGAGGGCCAGAACAGGGAUUUGAUGAACCAGCUUUGUACUUAUAUACGUAACCAAAUUUUCAGGCUUGUUGCUAGUUAACUCCAAAAUUCUCACACAGCUGGGAAAGUUCUGUAAAGCAGCUUGCUUUGAAGAGUGGCCUUGUGGGUGGGGGGGGGGGGGUGGCAAGCUGAAUUCCAUCAUUAGCCCACUGUAACAUUAUGUGGAAUUGUCUUAAAAAACCAGCAAAUGAGUCCAUUUUUAAACAACCCCCUCCUUAAAAAAAAAAAAAAAACUACAGGGCAUUGUAGUAUGGUAAUUCAGAGAAAGAACUGUGGUGAUCAGCAUCAACAGAAUGUCAUUGGUAAACUCAUAAGGGAUUUAAACCUGUCUUAAGCUGAUCACCUUGACUUCAGACUGGUUUUCUGAGGCCAAAAGGAUUAUUUUCGCAGUCUGAUCCUGGUCAGAACUUAAUAGUGCAUCCUGCCUUCUGUGUCAGCCUUGGUUGCUUCCUGAGAAGGGGUGACUUUCUCACCCCUGCCCUCCUCCCCCUCCACCCCAUGGGGGUGGUAUACCAGGGUAGAUAGCCCUAUACCCUCUUCUAAAGUCACUUUCAAGACUAAAAACUUUGGGUACAUACGAUUGAUGACCCCUGUGUCAGUCCUGAGAAAGGAACUAGCCUUUUGAGAGUCAGGGAGAGAAAGCUCAGUAAUGCCAGGAAGAAGGCCUGAUCAGGGAGCACCUGGGAACAUUGGAGACAAUCGGCACAUUCCUGACUCUUGUCUGUUUUGGAUGUUGCUUGUUUCAGAAACAGAAUUAGGUAAGCAAAACUGCCGGAUGUAACUGCGAUGCAGCAGAAUGAAGCCAUACCCGUGCCUCCAACCUGUUUAAAGAACUGUUUUGUAGCAGUU